AUUCCCGAAAUGUUGAAUUCCGACGACCGUCCAGUUUUGCAAGCCAUGUUCCUGAGCAACAAUUGUUUCGAACACAUCAUACGAUUGAUCCAAAACAGCAAGCUCUACCUGAGCAGGGAAUGCAAAACACCUGCAGGGCAUCUGGCCCCACGGCUGCUGACUGAGGUGGACUCCCAUCAGGUUUUCGACAGCAGUUCAGACGCCAUCGCGAUUCACGCCAUCGGGGUCCUUACCUCCAUCAUGGCUACCUCUCCCGCUGCUAAGGAGGUCUUCAAAGAGAGGAUUGGCUACUCCCACCUCUACGAGGUCCUGAAGAGCCAGAGUCAGCCCACCAAGAAACUCCUGCAAGAGCUGCUCAACAUGGCUGUUGAAGGGGAUCACACCGCCUCUCCUCCGCGCCUCAUCCACAACGAACAGCCGCUGCUGAUCCUGACGCAGUGGAUUCCCGAGCUCACCUCCCGAGACCUCCAGAUAUUCCUUUCCGAGUGGCUGAAGAAAAUCUGCAACGCUUCACUCCAGAGCCUCACCACCUGCGUCCGGGCGGGCAUGGUGGGUUGCCUGUUGGAUGCGCUGAGCGCCGCGCAGCAGAAUCUCGACCGCAAAUGCACCGAGAACCUUGUCGACUUGCUGCAAGCGCUCGGCAGCCUCUCGAUCCGUCCGGGCGAGUUACGGCAGUUGCUGAAACUCCUCCGGACCGAGAACGGCGCGGGGUGCCACCCGUACACCGUAAAAGUCGUGCGAGCUCUUUCGGGCAUGGCGCGCAAGGAGAGACCUGAUCGAGCCCUGCAGUAUUUCGACCUGGUGCCCAGCAUGGCGGGGAUCAUGGUGCCUACCAUCCAGAAGUGGCCCGGGGUUGGCUUCGCCUUCCACGCCUGGCUGUGCCUCCUAGCCGAAGAAACCAAGGACCCUCCGGAGGAAACGGGACGGCUGAAGCGGAAACAACUGUACAGCUUCUUCACAGCCAGUGGGACCGGCUUCGAGGCCUUCUUCACCACGGAGGGCAUGUUGGUGGUGGCUGUUUGCACCAAGAAGGAGUAUAUGACGGUCGCUUUGCCAGAGAUUCUCUUCAACGACGCAGCCUGGCAUUGUGUUGACGUCGUCCACAUCGUGGGCCGCCGGCUGUUCAGUCAGAAUCUGGUGAACAUUUUCGUAGAUGGUGAAUCCCGGAAAGAGGCUCAGCUGCGUUUCCCGUCCCUCGGCGAGGCCUUCACGUCUUGCUGCAUUGGUUCUGCUGGCCAUCGGACCACAACCACGUCCACGAUCUACUCGCCCCCGUCUCACUCUCUGGACCUGGAUAUCCCAGUGCACCCUUUUCUGAACCGCUCACAGUCCUUCCCGGCGUCUCUGGCUUCUCACACCUGGACCCCCAUCCCGCCCCGUGAAAGCAUGGUUUCUACCAUGAUCGCGGGGACCCAGGACACCGAGUGGGGGAUGCCCACCUCUCUGGAGGGCCACUUGGGGUCAGUUGCUAUCUUCCACGAGGCACUCCAGCCUGCUCAGGUGAAGGCCCUCUUCUUGGCAGGACCAAAUAUCGCCUCACCCUUUAAGCCCGAAGGAGAUUUUGGGGAACUGAGUAGCAAAUUGCUUUUGUACUACACACCCCAGGCCUGUAAAAGCAACAUCUGUCUGGACCUUUCUCCAAACCAUAACCUGGAUGGGAGGCUGACGGGGCAUCAAGUGGUGAACUGGGAUGUUAAGGAUGUCAUCAACUGUGUUGGCGGGAUGGGAGCUCUCCUCCCCCUGCUGGACCAAAUAGCAUCUCAAAAGGAAGAAAGCAAAGAAAUCCAGGAAAUCCACGAUUUGGUGGGCCCAGAGUUGACGUCUUCACAGAGCGCCCAAGGCUUACACAUCCCCCUGGGGAAACCUUCAGAGGGCAAGUUGGAGAAGAAUGGAGUGGCCGCUUUUUUACUGCUGGUGAAGAACUUUCUGCGUGGUCACCAAGUCAAUCAGGAGGGUUUGGUCCGAUGCCAUGGGCCUGCCAUCAUCGGAGCCUUGCUACAGAAGGUCUCCAGCCAGUUGAUGGACAUGAACGUCCUCGUGGCCUCCGAGAUUCUGAUGGAGGAGGUGGCCAACGAAGGAAACCACUUCUUGCUUCACCUCUUCUACCAGGCCCUUCUCUUUGACUUCCGCAUCUGGACCAACAGCGACUUUGCCGUCCGGCUGAGUCACAUCGACUACCUGUCCAACAUAAUUAAGGAUCACAAACAAAGGAUACGGAAGAAAUAUGGAACGCAGUACAUCCUAGAUUCCAUCCGGACCUAUUACGGAACCUACAAGGAGAAGCCGAUGGCCACCGAUAACCUCCGUACAGUGCAAAAAUCCCUCUUCAGCCUGAUCCAGGACUUCUUCUGCAGGAACAUCUCCAGCGAUGAGAUGCAAAGCACUAUGAACUACCUGGCAGCUGUAAAUGAUGAGAACCAGGUAUGUGGGAUCCUGGAAGUGAUCCAGAGCCUGCAGAAGAGUUCCCCGUGCCAGGAUCAGCUCUUCACUUUCCUGUUCGAACCGGGCAAUGUGGAGGUCUUCUUCUCCCUGCUCACUCAACGGAAGUUCUCGGAUGAAGUCCGGGAGAGAAUCUUCAAGAUUUUGUACAAGUUGCUGAAGUAUGAGAAGAUCCACGAACGGUACAAACACCGCUUGAAGCUGAAGGACAUCGGCUACCAUGGCUUCAUCUCAUACCUGAACGACAUCCCAGUUUCCAUAUUGUUCUUCCGGUGCCUUCUGGAGCAAGUCCUUGGAGCAGAUUCCCCGAACUACAAGGAUCUGAUGGCCGUUGUGUACCUCUCCCACCGGGCAGAUCUGACGGUCAGACUGGACAUCUGCAGGAAGCUCUUCCACCUCAUUUACUCACAGCACGACAUGGUGAAGCAACUGGCCAAGCUGGCGGGCUGGCAGGACACCCUCACCAAGCUCUACGUCAAGGAGUCGUACGAGUCUCGCCAACACAGCCUGUCGAGCUCGGCCAACGGAGUGGACUUCUUGAAGCUCUCGGAGCAGCAGCCCAGCCUGGAAAGGGGGAAAGAGAUGGUGGGCUCCAGCCCCUCGACCUCUGAACUGCCAGACCUGGACGUCUUCCUCCCCCUGGAUUACGAAGCGUCCGACCACGAGCUGUCCGAAGGUUUCUCGGACCUGUCCGUCUCUCCCACCAGCCAGAAGAACAAGGUCUUCCAGUCGUACGCCUUCAAGUCCUUCGACUCCUUGGAGCUGGCCAGCCACUCUUCCUCCUCCAACAUCAUGGACCUUCCGGGGCAGGGGGAGGCCCAACCAGGAGGCCCGGCCGACCGCGUCUACCACCCGCUCUCGCCUUUCUCCAAUUCCCUCUUUGACCUCGGCUUGGAUUUGGGAAGCAGCAGCUCGGCGGCCACCUUGGAAAGCGGCAACCAGACGCCCCUCAGCCUUUCGGGGACCCCGUCCCCUCUGGAGAACUUCAAGCCGUUCCCAGGUUCGAGGGCUCGGAAGAGCUCCAGCUUGUCCAAUGUGCUGGACGAGACGAGCUACCAGGAAACGCUGCCAAGCGACAGCAUCUCCAACACCAGCAACCCUCAGCAAACCCCGGAGGAAGAGCUCUGCAACCUGCUGACCAACAUCAUCUUCUCGGUCACCUGGCGGGGCGUGGAGGGCUGGGACGACGUGGCCUGGAAAGAACGAGGGCAGGUCUUCUCCGUCCUCACCAAGCUGGGCUCGGCCUGUGAGCUGGUCCGCCCACCUGACGAGAUCAAGCGCAGCCUGCUGGAGAUGAUGAUGGAGUCGGCCCUGACCGACCUGAAGGAGAGCACCCCGGCUCUGCUGCCCAGCCUCACCCAGAACGCCCUAAAACUGCUCCACCUCCUGCAGGAUUUCUUGUUCUCGGAAGGCCACAACAACCAGGUCCUCUGGAGUGAGAAGAUUUAUGAGGGUGCCAACAGCCUGCUAGACAAGCUGGGGGUCUGGUACCACUUGGCCAAUGGCACUUCGGACUUGAAGGAGAUGGCCCAAAUCGGCCUGCGAUUGCUGAUUGGAUACAUCAUGCUGGAAGAUGUGCAGCUGCAGUCGUUGGCCUACGUCAAGCUUCAUGGUCUUCUCCAAACGGCUUCAGCCCCCAGGAAGGAACAAGCCUGUUAUCUCCUGGGCAAACUGGAGACCCCGCUCCGGGCAUCUCUGCACACCAAGUCGGAGACCUUCUCUUGGCUGGUGCCUAUCAUCCGGGCUUUGAUGGACCAGUGUUACGAAACUUUGCAGCUCCAGCGCUUCCUGCCGUCUCUGCCACCCACCAAUGGCAGCCCCACAUUUUACGAAGACUUUCAGGUCUUCUGCACCCACCAGGAGUGGCUUAGCUUCAUCGAAAUGCACGUCCAACCCACCAUGGCUCAGUUUGAAAUGGACACAUUUGCCAAGAGCCACGACCACAUGUCCAGUUUCUGGAACUCCUGUUACGACGCCUUGAUGAGCAGCAAUCAGAGGAGGGAGAAAGAGAAGGCCGAGAGCCAGAGGAAAUUCGAGGAGCUGAUCCAGAAGCCUGUGAUGAAACGGUCACAGUACGAAAACAUCCGGCACACAAGUAUGCUGAAGCAGGUCAACCACCACCACAAUACGGUCCUGCAACAGUGGCUGGCGAUGCAACGGCUGCUGGCUUCCCAGCGCUCGGUCUGGGCCGACCAGAAUCCACCUGAGAUCUACUGGAAGCUGUCCAACGUAGAGACCUACUCCCGAAUGAGACUCAAGCUGAUUCCCAAUCACCACUACGACUGCCACGCAGAAGCUAGCGCCUUGCGGGACAACCUUGGUGCCGAUGGCUUACAAGGUCCAGCAGAGUCCCUGCCUUUAGCGGUGGCCAAAGAAGCCAAAGUCAGUGAGAUGCAGGACGAUCAACUGGCUGAAGAAGACCUCUCGUUCUUGGACAAUCACCUCGAACCCAAAGAGCAAAGCCAGCGGGAGAAGCUGCUCAUCUCGGAGGAUUGCGAACUCAUCACCAUCGUGGCUGUGAUCCCGGGGCGCCUGGAGGUCACCACCCAACAGAUCUAUUUUUACGACAGCAACAGCGACAAAGAGGAGACUGAGGAGGGUAUUGGACAUGACUUCAAGCGUCCUCUGGCUCAGCUCCGGGAGCUGCACCUUCGCCGUUACAACCUGCGCCGUUCAGCCCUGGAGUUCUUCUUCAUCGACCAGGCGAAUUAUUUCCUCAACUUCAAGAAAAUGGUGAGGAACAAGGUCUACUCCACCAUCCUCAGCUUGCAGCUUCCCAGCCAGAUCUAUCAAGGCAGCCGCUCCCCGCAGGAUUUGCUCAAGGCCUCUGGACUGACUCAGAAAUGGGUCUAUAGGGAGAUCUCCAAUUUUGAAUACCUCAUGCAGCUGAACACCAUCGCAGGACGCACCUACAAUGACCUUUCCCAGUAUCCCGUGUUCCCCUGGAUCCUGCAAGAUUAUGUCUCGGAGACCCUGGAUCUCAGCAACCCAGCCGUUUUCCGGGAUCUGUCCAAGCCCAUCGGGGUGGCCAAUGAGAAACACGCCAAGGAUGUCAGGGAGAAGUACGAGAGCUUCGAGGACCCCAUGGGGAAGACUGACAAAUUCCACUAUGGCACCCACUACUCCAACGCAGCGGGCGUCAUGCAUUACCUGAUCCGCGUAGAGCCGUUCACCACCCUGCAUAUCCAGCUGCAGAGCGGGAGAUUUGAUUGUGCUGACCGCCAGUUCCACUCGGUUCCUGCCACUUGGCAGGCUCGCUUGGAGAACCCGGUGGAUGUGAAGGAAUUGAUUCCAGAAUUCUUCUACUUCACCGAUUUUCUGGAAAACCAGAAUGGUUUCGAUCUCGGCUCUCUUCAGAUAUCGAAUGAGAAAGUGGGGGACGUGGUCCUUCCCAAAUGGGCCAAAUCCCCAGAAGAUUUUAUCCACAAACACCGGCAAGCACUAGAAUCUGAGUAUGUCUCAGCCCAUCUGCAUGAAUGGAUCGACUUGAUCUUCGGCUAUAAGCAGCGGGGCCCAGCCGCUGUGGAGGCUCUGAAUGUAUUCUAUUAUUGCACUUAUGAAGGGGCAGUCGAUUUGGAUGCGAUCGCAGACGAAACACAUCGGAAGGCUUUGGAAGGCUUCAUCAAUAACUUUGGGCAGACCCCCUGCCAGCUGUUGAAGGAGCCACACCCAGCCCGUUUCUCCGCUGAAAGCGCUGCCAGGAGAGUUUCUCGACUGGAUACUUAUUCUCCGAACAUUUUUGAAAACCUGGAUCAGCUCAAAUCGUUCUUUGUUGAAGGCAUCAGUGACCGGAUCCCGCUUGUCCAGGUGGUCGUCCCCAAGAGUCAGUCUCAUUCUUUCAUGACUCAGGGAUCUCCUGACAUGAUGGUCACAGUCAGCGCCAAUGGGCUGCUGGGAACUCACAGCUGGUUGCCGUACGAUAAAAACAUCUCCAAUUACUUCAGCUUCACCAAAGACUCCACCGUCUCCAACCCAAAGACGCAGCGCUACCUGUACGGCCCCUUUGCCCCGGGGGCAGAAUUGUCCUCCAAGACGUUGGUGGUCUCUCACGACGGCAAGCUCCUCUUCAGUGGAGGUCACUGGGACAACAGCUUGCGGGUCACCUCCUUGAGUAAAGGAAAGGUGAUAGGGCACAUCCACCGUCACAUAGAUGUUGUGACCUGCCUGGCCUUAGAUCUGUGUGGAAUCUACCUCAUUUCUGGAUCGCGAGACACCACCUGUCUGGUGUGGCAAGUCCUCCAGCAGGGUGGUCUGUCUUAUGGCUUAGCUUCCAAGCCAGUCCAGGUCCUCUACGGACACGAAGAUGAAGUCACAUGUGUCGGCAUCAGCACGGAACUGGACAUGGCGGUGUCGGGGUCCAAGGAUGGCAGCAUCCUUGUGCACACCAUCCGCCAAGGGCAGUUCAUGAAGUCGUUGAAGCCCCCGUGCGAGAGUUCCCUGCCGGUCACCAUCUCCAACCUGGCUGUAGGUCACGAGGGGCAGAUCGUGGUCCAGACGAUCGUGGGGGGAAGAACCCCUCUCAAGGACAAGUUCGCCCUCCACCUUUACUCAGUCAACGGCAAGCACCUGUCUUCUGUCUCCCUGGAUGAGCAAGUGACCUCGAUGUGCGUCACAGAGGACUUUGUCGUGUUGGGCACCCUUCAGUGUUCGUUACAGAUCAGGGACCUGCAGAGGCUGAAGCCAGCAAUUCCUUCCUUGAUCAUGAAGGUCCCCAUUCACAGCGUCUCCGUGACGAAAGAGAAAAGCCAUAUCUUGGUCGGUCUGGAGGACGGGAAGCUCAUCGUGGUCGGUGCAGGCCAGCCUUCGGAAGUGAGGACGGGCCAGUUCCACAGGCGGCUGUGGCGUUCGACGCGGCGUAUUUCCCAAGUGUCUUCGGGCGAGACAGAAUAUCAUCCGACAGAAUCCAAAUAGGGGCCUCUUUUUUUUUUUUAAACUUUCCUGUUGCCUUGUAGUUACCUCUCUGCCACAGUGGACCACGGGCCCUCCCAAGAGGAGGUCCACCACUGCUGCUGUCCGAUUCUCUCGUUGCACGGCCGACGGAUCUUUGUGGCUGCAGGGAUAACCUGUGGCAACUCCCCAGCAGCGAGAACCUGCACACCUCUGGAGCAGGCUCCUGAACGCAGUUCGUGCAGCGGAACAAUGGGGGUUUGUGGGUGGGUGGGUGUGCGUGUGUGUGGGUGUGUGUAUGCGGUUUCCCUGAGUCCAUUCAGCUGUUCCCCACCGAUCAAUGCUAUACCACUAUUGAUUCCUGCAGAGCUUGAAACGGCAAAUGUUUGUAUUGUCUUACACUGGAGAGCGUGAGUGAGAGAGGACAGGGUAAGUCUGCUGGGGUGUCCCUUCCUCCUCCCACCCUAUGUCAGAGUCUGGGGACCACAAGUGAAACGAUAGACACCCCAACUUCAAGACUGCCGGGGGGAUGGGUGUCUCUUGGUGGUGGCCUUAAGGAGACGUUCGUUGCACUACGUGGAACAUACCUGCGCCCGAAGUGGACACCUGUUGCUUUCUGUCCUGGUGGGUGAGAAGUUCAACUAAACUCUGAAGAAAGCUUUAAAGGGAAGACGGGAAAAGUCAGGAGCUCUUGAUCCGCAAUUUGGAAACCAAGAAAGUUGGACAGGGUGGGGCAACCCAUAAGCAUUGUGCCAGAGACGGGGCAGGAGGCGAAUUUUCAGUCUCCUACGCGGUAUGAAAAAAGCGAGCUUUUCCCACAGAUCUGCUGCCCUCUGGUGGCUUGGUCCUGGAGAACGCCUGUGGACAGUUGACCAUUAAGGAUGUGGGAGGCCCAGACAUUCAUUGGUUGGAGGCCAACGAUUUGCAACACCGUGUCCUGCGUACCUUCGCUAGCAAUAAAAGAUAACUUUGGUGCCCCUGUGUUAUACCCAGCCUCAAGGCCUUACGGUUCUCUCUGUCCCGAGAUGAGUGGAAGAUCCGUAGAGUGGAAGAUGGUUGUCCUCUUCGCUCCUCACUUUGAAAAAAAACCCACUUAAUAGACCCUCCUCCCGGAGAUGUCUUAUCCGAGGUCCUUCUGGUGGAAACGGUGACUCCCUGUGCCGUCCUGUACAUGUUUUAUGGAAUUGACAUCAUCUUCCUCUUAAGCACCUGCUCCUAUGGGCCCUUCUGACCUUCUGCAUGGAGGAGAGAGGAGAAGGUUCUGAGAUCCCGGAAACCACACGCAACGUCCCAAUGCAAAAACAAAUCAGAGCAGAUUUCACGCUGGACGUUGGUUUUGUCCUACCUUCUCAUUUCUUGCUCUCCAAAUCAGGACAGAGUCCUCAGCUGUCCAACUACCAGCCUUCUUGGGGAAGUCAUUCCAUCUCUUUGCCCCACAUGGUUGAAGGAAACUGUGCCCCCUCUCGCUCCACCCCUGCAACCGUUCGCCUAAAGAAAAGUGAUCCUUCAUCUACUCGUGUCUGGAUGAUCUCUCUGUGUCCCACUUCUGUGGCUGUACAAAGCGCGUUGACGGUUGAAUGUCCUGGAGAAGAACAGGUAAGCAUUCUCUAGGAGACUACAAAUCCAACCCUCCCCAGCCAGAGUGCGUGUCCCCAAACCGAGACAAGAUCCUCAGUUUUGCAUCACAAUUGCCUACAAGGUUGAAACCGUUCUUAAAUCUUUUUUCUAAUUUCCUAUCCAUUCCAGGUCUUCUCUCUCUCAAAGAACUUAAUAAUAAUUCUGGAAUAGAGACCAAUUUCCACCAAGUGCAAUAUCAGCAUUCCAAAAUUUUUGUGCCCCCCCACUUUUUAAAAAUGUAUUUAAAAGGGGGCAAAGGUGUAAAUUUCAGAGUUUUCCAACUCCAAGAAAAAAGCAACCAGUGGAUAAUGUCCUUUGACCAGCACGAAAUUUAGCACUGACAUUUCAUCACGGCAGAUGUUUGGCUGACUUGCCUUGGCUGCGGUUCUGAAGUUCCUGAGAUUGUCAGCCUGGUUUGUUUGAGAGAAUCGGAGUCAGAUGGAUUUAUUUGGGGCAGGUUUAGGCUGCAGAAACCGGGCUCAACUUUGGGGGGGAUUUGCCAAAAAACAAAAAACAAAACCAGGCUUCAUGUCUGUUGGUACCAGAGUGUGCUUUCCAAUUGCGUAGAGUCUGUAUUGUGUUGGUACGACACCAUUUUUGGCUCACGGGAAGUGAAGAAAGAGAAAAGAAAUAAGCUUUAAUAGCUAAUGUCACAAAGAAUUUUUGUAAAAAAAGUGAAUGUUUUUAAGGUUAAAGAGACAAAAGCCUGCUCUGGAAUUCAGCAUUAUUUUGGAUUUGCAAACGAGCAAAACUUGGUUGCAAAAAAAAAAUGCUUUAAGGCAAAUGUUUCUCGCUGACUGCUUGAAGAAGGUUGGAUUUCAACUCCCAGAAUUCCCCAGCCAGCAGGCUGGCUGAGGAAUUCUGGGAGGUGAAGUUCACCCAUCUCCAAGAGUCCAAGGAUGAGAAACAUUGUUUUAAGGAUGGAUACAGACAGGCACGGGGCUGCCCUUUUGUCACCAUCCCCGCUAAAACUUCCAUUUGCCCCGAUCCAGAACCAAUGAUCCCCAAAGAGGACAAAGAUCCAUCCUCCACUUCGAUCUGAGCCAUUGUACCAGACCAGCCUUCUCGGUUUAAGCACGGCCAUUGGUUGCCCAAAGGGAAAUCUGUAUUUUGCAAUAAAUAAAUUAUAAAGGAGGUGCAAAUCCUUAGCAACCACAGGGCAAUUAAAAGCUCCCCUUGCAAAUCCAGGCACCCUGCGAGUAUAAGGACGGGAUUGCAACUUUUCUGUAGAUUCCUGGUCGUCGUUGGCGUUCUGCGUGACGUGGAAAAACGGUGCCUGGUUUUAAAAGGCCUGUGGGACAGGACAAAUCCAUUUAGUGUGCACUGCCUUGCGUCUUUUUUUUUCCUUCCAGAAAAAUUUAAAGCACAAUCUGAAUUU
Pseudonaja textilis is the source of this 10321-nucleotide messenger RNA. The record is from RefSeq and is a predicted model, not a curated record. Lineage: Eukaryota; Metazoa; Chordata; Lepidosauria; Squamata; Elapidae.